Messenger RNA from Nannospalax galili (Upper Galilee mountains blind mole rat), 939 nucleotides. RefSeq names its product olfactory receptor 491-like. The transcript has a single exon. Gene Ontology annotation, cellular component: membrane. Lineage: Eukaryota; Metazoa; Chordata; Mammalia; Rodentia; Spalacidae. Gene Ontology annotation, biological process: sensory perception of smell; G protein-coupled receptor signaling pathway. The record is from RefSeq and is a predicted model, not a curated record. The coding region runs from base 1 to 939 and encodes 312 amino acids. Gene Ontology annotation, molecular function: odorant binding; olfactory receptor activity; G protein-coupled receptor activity.
AUGGAGGCUGGAAACCAAACCAUGGUGAAAGAGUUCAUCAUUUUAGGGUUGACACAGGAUCCUACCCUCCGUGUCAUUUUCUUUGUGCUAUUUCUAGAAAUGUAUGCUUUCACUUUAAUAGGCAAUAUCAGUAUCAUCAUUUUAAUAAGAAGCUGUCCCCAGUUCCACACCCCCAUGUACCUGUUCCUUAGUCAUCUGGCUUUUGUUGAUAUUGGAUAUUCUUCACCAAUUACACCUAUAAUGCUUACAGGAUUUCUUGUACAUAAAAUUUCUCUCCCUGUCGCUGGCUGUGAAGCUCAGUUCUGCAUUGCAGUAAUGUUUGGGACGACUGAGUGUUUUCUGCUGGCUGUCAUGGCCUAUGAUCGCUAUGUGGCCAUCUGCUCGCCCUUAUUGUACUCCACACAUAUGUCUCCUAGAGCAUGCAUGAUCUUAGUUGGGCUUUCGUAUAUAGGUGGCUGUGUGAAUGCUUCAACAUUUGCUGGUAGUUUGUUAAAAAUGUCCUUCUGUGGACCAAAUCAGGUAGAUCACUUUUUCUGUGACUUUUCUCCUUUGUUGAAACUUUCCUGCUCAGAUGUCUCCAUUAUUGCAUUUAUCCCCUCUAUUUCUUCUGGCUCCAUGGUUGUGUUCACAGUGUUUGUCAUAGGCAUAUCCUAUGUCUACAUCCUCAUCACCAUCCUGAAGAUGCACUCCACUGAGGGCCGUCACAAGGCCAUUUCCACCUGUACCUCCCACCUCACUGCAGUCACUCUCUCCUACGGAGCAAUUACUUUUACUUAUGUGACACCCAAGUCCAGCCAUUCCACUAGUCAGAACAAAGUGGUGUCCGCGUUCUAUACAGUGAUGAUCCCUAUGUUGAACCCUCUCAUCUACAGUCUGAGGAACAAAGAUGUAAAAGAGGCUCUCAGGAAGACAACCAUCAAAAUACUUUCAUGGAAAUAA